GAUUGAAUUUCUUUGUUUUGGUGAUUAUUGCCAAAACGUUUUAAAAGAUAGUUUUCGUUCUUUCUUCCAUAAUUAUUGCGUUUCUCCACUCAUUCCACGCCCAAUCACGUGAUGCAUUAUUUACGGCAGCUUGUACAGGAUUGAACAGCUGAUUUUGUCCGACGAAGUCGUUUGUUGUUUUAUACGCCUUAGCAUACGUACGAUAUACGCCAAGUGCUAAUCGCCGUCGUGACAAAGCGAAAACACCUGUCACUUGCCAGACACGAUGAAUAUUGCUGCAAAAAGAACGGUGUCAUUUUUCAGAUCCUCUACAGCGAGGCCAGUUAAUCCGGUACGGUUUAUGACGAAAAUGGCGAAAUUUAGAACCGUCGAGCACAUGCUUUAUGCUGAAGAGCAGAUGGACGGAGCAGGUGCUCGAGUUCGUCGAUCUAUUGGAAGAUCCAGAGAGUUCACGCAGUUGGAUCCCUUUCUCCUGCUGGAUCAUUUCGAUGUUAAACCACCAGCGGGAUUCCCGGAGCAUCCUCAUCGUGGCUUUGAAACGGUGACUUACAUGUUAAAAGGAUCAUUUAAUCAUGAAGAUUUUGCCGGCCACAAAGGGAGCAUUGGAGUUGGAGAUCUGCAGUGGAUGACGGCUGGACGAGGUAUCCUGCACUCGGAAGUGCCCGGUCCGGAUGGGGGAGAGGGAUUCCAGUUGUGGGUGAAUUUAGCGAAAAAGGACAAAAUGAUUGAGCCGGCGUACCAGGAACUGCGCAGCAGCGAUAUUCCCGUUGCCAAUGAAAACGGUGUUAAAGCGAUCGUGAUUGCUGGCGAGUGUCUGGGUGUCAAAUCUCCUGUUCGCACACGCACUCCGACGAUGUACCUGGACAUUACUCUGUCCCCUGGUGCCGUACUGGUGCAGCCUGUCAAUGAAACGUGGAAUGCCUUUUCGUAUGUAAUCUCGGGAAAAGUUGCUUUUGGUCCUCCUGAUGAACAACAGGAAAAGGAAACUUUUUAUUGUGUCAUUUAUGCUAAGGAUGGUGCUAAUGUGCGGAUGGAGAACACUACUGCGGAGGAUGCGCGUUUGGUUCUGAUUGCCGGCCAACCGCUGAACGAACCGCUUGCUCGACGGGGACCAAUGGUGAUGAAUACUCAGGAGGAAAUCGAUCAAGCGUUUCGAGACUUCCGAAAUAGCCAAAAUGGCUUUGAAAGAGGAAAGAACUGGACGUCUCGAUUUUUUAAAGGAGAUUAAAAUUUCCAGGUGGAUCUUGAAUGCUAACGUUAAGCUUUCAUUUUAUAUUUAAGUUUUUUCCAACAACGUUAUGACAGUAAUUUGGAUCUCCGUUGGUUAAUCCCGGUUCUGGAAGUGCAGCUCCCGUGACUGUUAUUAUAUUGACAUUAUGAUUAUGCAACUGUAGAUUAAAGCGAAACUAAUUUUGAUUG
Paramacrobiotus metropolitanus is the source of this 1419-nucleotide messenger RNA. RefSeq lists its product as uncharacterized. The transcript is spliced from 10 exons. The coding region runs from base 266 to 1228 and encodes 320 amino acids. NCBI's taxonomy places the organism in Eukaryota, Metazoa, Tardigrada, Eutardigrada, Parachela, Macrobiotidae. The record is from RefSeq and is a predicted model, not a curated record.